GGGCUCCUCUGCCCCCCCACGCGCACUGCCACAUUGACAUGGCGGAAUCCCGCAGUGGGUCCGCAGUGGACGGAGUCGCGCGGGGAUGAAUAUUAUUUCACUUUCAGUCGCUCAGGACUAAAGCGCGCGAGGAGCACAGAGGUUCACUGAAGUUCAACGCUUGUGCAGGGGAAGGCUCCAUGAAUGUACGUCACCAUGAUGAUGACGGAUCAGAUGCUGGAGCUCCCGCCGCUGCUGAACGGCGAGGUUCCCAUGAUGCACCACAUGAUUAAUGGAGACGCACAGCAGCAGGUGAUCCUGGUCCAGGUAAACCCUGGAGAGACCUUCACCAUCCGCAGAGAGGACGGGACGCUGCAGUGCAUCCAAGGUCCUGCUGAAGUUCCCAUGAUGUCACCGAACGGCUCCAUCCCACCCAUUCACGUGCCCCCAGGAUACAUCUCCCAGGUUCUGGAAGAUAACACAGGGGUCCGGCGGGUCGUGGUCACCCCUCACUCUGAUUGUUAUCCUCCCAGUUAUUCCCCCGCUCUCUCACCAACCCACCACCUGCCCCCACCAUAUAUGACACACCCCCACUUCAUCCCCGCCUCUCAUACCGCAUACUACCCCCCUGCCAGCCCCGGAGACGUCCCCCCACACCAGUACUACCAACAUCGCUUGCCCCCAAUCUACCCAGAGGAGAUAUUUCCCCUGUACAACAUGUCGACGAUCCUGAGCCGGGAGGAAUACUGCAAACCGCAGCCCAAAAAGCCUAAGGAGCGCAGCAGCGAGCGGCCCAGCCUGUCUCGGGUCAGCACCCCGCCAUCAUCCAGCUACAAAAGUGGCCCAGCCUGCAGCACCACGCCCAACGGAUACAGCAAGAACCACGGCACCCCGGCCUCAGGGGCAGGGGCAGGGGCUGGAGGAGCAGGAGGAAGUCCUGGAAACAAGCGAGCAGAGAGAAGGACCAGAGGAAGUCCGAAACAAUCAGACAGCGACCCUCAAGAUCCUGAGCUGGAGGCCAGAAGAGACCAGGACAUACCAUCAGGAAUGGAAAAGCCUCAGGUCUUGAAGAUCCAAGCUCGCUCAGCGUUGGUGUCGUGGUCUCGAGCUCCUGCAGCUCGAGGGCAAUCUGAUGGAGCUUCAGUGUCCUGCAGUUACGAGCUGCUCCUCGCUGAUAAAGGCUGUGAUGGAAAAUACAGAGUGGUGUACAGUGGUGAAGAGCUGCAGUACACACUCACUGACCUGAGACCAGCCACGGACUACCACGUGAGGGUGAGUGCAGUGUGUAACUCUGUAAAAGUUCCUCAUUCAGAGGCAAGGACCUUCACCACCCACAGCGCCCCCCCUGAUACCCCUCUGCCCCCGACGUCCCACCGCACCAAGAGCUCACUGACUCUGCAAUGGAAGCCUCCUGUAGAUAACGGCUCAAAAAUCACCAGCUACGUCUUGGAGUGGGACGAGGGGAAGAAGAACAGUGUGUUUCGAGAGUGUUAUUUUGGACACCAGCGGCAUUUUAAAGUCAUGAGACUGUGUCCUGCUGUCGGAUACACCUUCCGCGUGGCAGCACUUAAUGACAUCGGGUCCAGUGGUUUCAGCUCUGAGGUGGUUUUCCACACCACAGGAAGUCUCCCUCAGAUGCCUUUAGCUCCUCGGCUGCUGCAGAGCGGAGCGUCCUGGGUGGGGCUGGAGUGGAGCCGCCCGAGCAGCUACGGGCCGGACGAGGCGCUCACGUACACACUCGAAAUGCAGGACGAGACCAAGGGGGCGGAGUUCCAGUCUGUGUACACCGGUGUGGAUCUGAGCAGCAGAGUGGAGGGACUAAGCAGAAACACACAGUACAGGUUCAGGCUUACAACCUGCAGUGCGGAGUGGAGAAGUUCCCCCAGCUCCAUCCUGGUGUGUAGGACGAGUGUAGAUAAACCUGGCCCCCCCAUGAACCCCACGGUCACCACCAUCACCUCACACACCUUCUGUGUGUCCUGGGAACCUCCGCAGGAUGAUGGAGGAAGUGGAGAUCUCUCAUACCUGCUGGAGAUAUCUGAGGAGACUUCAGGAGCUGUGGCUCAGUGGGUGGUUGUGUAUCGCGGACCGCAGAGGGAACACGUGUGUGAUGAUCUGAAAGCAGCGACUCGGUACUCGGUGCGUGUCAGCAGUGAGAGUGCGGGGGGCCACAGCUUGAACACAGACAGUCUGGUGGUCUGCACUCUCAGUCUCCCCCCAGGUCCCUGUAACACCCUCAGUGUACACGGCAGUGUCAAACACCGUGAGGUCAGAUUACAGUGGGAAGUUCCUGUGUGUGUUGUGGAGGAUGAAGUUCUGCUCUACAGUGUGGAGAUGAUCACCUCGGAGGAGGAUGCUCAAGUCACUGAGGUGUAUAAGGGCUCACACACAGAGUGCAUUGUGGGUAAUCUGCAGCCUGGUGCCUCCUAUGGGUUCAGAGUGCGAGCCACCAACGAGGCCGGGUUCGGUCCGUUUUCCGACAUCCUGGAGGUGACGACUGCAGCAGGACCCCCGGGACAGUGUGGAGCUCCGGUCAUCUCUCUGACAUCGCACUCCUGUGCAGUGGUCAGCUGGGUGACGGACGAGAGCUCAGGCGCAGACAUCACAGGCUACCGGCUGGACUGGGGACACGAGGAGGAGUCUCUGGAACAGGUUUACAGCGGCACAGAAACUUCCUGCCAAAUGUCACAGCUGGAGGCUGCAGUGAGUUACUGCUGUAGGAUACAGGCGAUUAACCAGGUAGGGGCGGGGCCUUAUAGCGAGCUGGCGUGGUGUCGUACUCCAGCCGUCGCCCCCAAUGCAGUCAGCAGUCUGUACGUACAGGACGGCUUCAUCUCCUCCCCGGACAUGGAGCCGUUCUGCCCCUCCACCUGCCUAGCCUUGGUGUGGGACGAGCCAAACUGCAACGGCCAGGAGAUCACCGGCUACACCCUCAUGCUGGGGGAGGAGCUUAUCACGGUGGGCGUGGCUACCUGCACUGUCGUCAGGAAUCUCCAACCUGAUACAGAGUACAGUGUACAGCUAAGGGCGGAGAAUGCGGUCGGCGCAGGACCAUUCGGACCAAGUCUCCUGGUAAGAACCCGGCCAUUGCCCCCAAACCCUCCGAGACUGGAGUGUGGCAGCGCCGGACCUCAGAGUCUGAAACUGCGCUGGGGAGACAGCAACAAGAGUCCAAACCCCGACACAGACACCACCUACAUUCUGCAGAUGGAGGACAGGAACCAGAGGUACACACACACACACACACACACACACACACACACACACACACUAGCAUAUAGUUCGUGUCCGUGUCCGUGUGUCUGCACGUGUGUGCGUGUUCGUGUGUGUGUGUGUGUUUGUGUGUGUGUGUGUGCGCGUGUGUGCGUGUGUGUGUUCCUCCCUGCAGCUCCUCGUGUGUCCCAGCUGGAGGGGAACGCGUGUGAGGUGAGCUGGGAGAACGUCCCACCCAUGAGAGGAGAUCGGAUCACUUACGUGCUCCAGGUUCUGGGUGGGAGAGAGUCAGAGUACCGACAGGUGUAUAAGGGUGAGGACACGGUCUUCCAGCUGUUCGGGCUGCAGUGGAACACGGACUACCGUCUGCGCGUGUUUGUGUGCAGACGUUGUGCAGACACCACGCAGGAGCUGUGUGGAUCCUUCAGCCCGUCCACUCACUUCUGUCCUCGCCGCGCCGUCUCGUCUCUCAGCGUGGACACGGGAUCCGUCCCCACGUCCUCCUCCAAAAAGCUCACAGACGAACAGUUUGCCAGCAUCAUAGUAGUGGGCGUGGCCUCGCUCUCCAUCUUCAUCGCGUACCUGCUGCAGCUCCUCAUAUGAGACAUGAAACCGCGAGACUCAAAUCCUUCAUCGUUUUUAUAUUCACUUCCUGCUUGUGUUUUUUUUUUGACUGAUGCUUUUUAUGUUAAAACCUUUUCUUUUUUGCACAGAUUUUUAAACUACAAACUUUACGUAAAAAAAAAAAAAAGAAAGUAUUUUUAUACGUCUGCCAAAAAAAACAUUUCUAGGCCCCUGAAUGGUUUCAUAUUAAACGUUAAAAUUAUUUCAUAUUUUUAUACUUUUUAUAGAGUGUUUACGUUAUACAGCUUUAACCCGCCGCCAUGGCGACGCCGUGGUUUUAUUAGCCACAUGCUAACUCGGUUAGCUUCCACCUGAACACUAAAGCAGUAGUUAAAUGAUUAGAGGAGUAUUAAACUCAGAGAGAGGGAGGAGAGAGGGAUACACUACAGGUACAGGUGCCAAUCAGAUCUCUUUACUGAUUAAUCAUCGUUACUGACACGAGUGGAAAAGGGAAAGCAGAUUAUUAUUAUUAUUAUUAUUAUAUUCAUGUUUUUAAUUUGAUUAUAAUUAUCACAAGGUCCUUACAGAAGCAGCCUACUGAUGGCCAAAGACUUUAUUUUCUUCUCUCCAGCAUCAUAACAGCGAUGUGAAGUGUGGAACGUCUGAAGCUCAGGGACCGAAGCGCCCGAUUUGUGUUCAGCACCGGUGCGAACCGGUUCCUCCUGAGCACAAAGACAUGUUGAAAUUCCCAUUUUCCUCUUUUUCUUUUCUCGUAGCAUUUAACGUGUUUAUCUGAGACUUUAAUGCAGUAAGAAACGUUUACUAGAUCAAUCAGACCUUAACCAAAGUUAGCCUGAGCGCUAGCUUGUUAGGUUUAUUUAUACUAUAUAUUGCAUACAGUACUUUAUAAUGCAAAUCACAGUGCAAUCUUUUGUUUAUUUAUUUCUUUUAAAAAAAAUCAAAUGAACUGUCAUAUUCAAUAUUUUCCUUAUGUAGCAUGUCUUUUUUGGUUAUGAUGAUUUUUUUUUUUUUUUUAAUAUUGAGCAAUAAUCUUUAAUAUUAACCUUUUUUUUUUCUCAGAUAUUUGUACUGAUCUGAUCUUUUGUACUUGAGUUUGUGUCCAAUUUCAUUCACCGAUUUCUUUCCUUCAGCUUCUCGUUUCUCUGAUCAGCAAGUUAAAGCCAACAUUUGUCUUAAUAUAGAGUAUAUAUAUAUAUAUAUAUAUAUAUUUGUAUUUCCAUUUUUUCUCUUUUUUAUAUGGAUUCAGUCUCCACCGCUCGUGCAUUACGGACUUCCAACAUUCCAGUACACGUUUCUUUUUGCGAGCAGGUGCGACGUGAUGGUGCAGUGAUGAUCACAAACAGACUUAAAACUUGAAGUGGAAACACUUGAACACUUUUCAUUUCAACUGAGUUUUUGGCCCAAAACAUCCAAACACUCAAUUUUAUGACAAAACAAUGAACAUGUUUGAAGUUUUUCAGGUCAAUAAUUUAAAGUUUUUAUAACAUGAUGAUAAAAAACCCCAUCAGAGACCACAGGAGUCAUUCUGCUCUGUCCCAAUUAUAAUUAUGUCACAUUUAUUGUUGUAAAUUAUAAUCAUAGGCAUUAUAAAAAUCCCCACCAUAUCAGUUUAAUGUAUAGAGUUGAAGUCAUACCCUUUGUAUUUAAGAUGAUUAUGUAUCUGUAGCAUAUAUGUAAUAUAUUUAUACACAAUAAAUUUUAAACAUUUCUGGAUAUGAAUUCA
This is a messenger RNA of Silurus meridionalis, 5500 nucleotides long. RefSeq names its product fibronectin type III domain containing 3Bb (gene fndc3bb). The record is from RefSeq and is a predicted model, not a curated record. Gene Ontology annotation, molecular function: protein binding. Lineage: Eukaryota; Metazoa; Chordata; Actinopteri; Siluriformes; Siluridae.